CAUGCUUGCACUUCCCAUCAACUUUGGUAAAUGGAUCGAAGAACAUGCUGACAAGUUGCAGCCACCAGUCAAUAACUACCUGGUCCAACGGGGUGAUUUUAUCAUCAUGGCUGUAGGCGGACCAAAUGCUCGAACUGAUUACCAUGUCAACGAGACUGAGGAAUGGUUCUAUCAGUACAAGGGUGACAUGUUGCUUAAAGUCGUUGACAAUGGUGAAUUUAAAGAUAUUCCAAUCAAGGAAGGUGAAAUGUUCCUCUUGCCUGCUAAUACACCCCAUAACCCAGUCCGCUUUGCAGACACAGUCGGCAUCGUUAUUGAACGUCAGAGACCUGCUGAAGCCCUUGAUCGCCUGAGAUGGUAUUGUGAACAAUGCAAGGAAAUUGUAUAUGAAGACUCAUUCCAUUGUGUGGACUUGGGCAAGCAACUUGCGCCUGUGAUCAAACGCUAUGCUGCAGAAAUUGAGCUACGAAAGUGCAAGGCUUGUGGACACACAAACAGCGCCAAGUAAAA
Lobosporangium transversale is the source of this 510-nucleotide messenger RNA. RefSeq names its product 3-hydroxyanthranilic acid dioxygenase. The annotation marks the transcript as partial. Gene Ontology annotation, molecular function: 3-hydroxyanthranilate 3,4-dioxygenase activity; iron ion binding. Gene Ontology annotation, biological process: quinolinate metabolic process; 'de novo' NAD+ biosynthetic process from L-tryptophan. The record is from RefSeq and is a predicted model, not a curated record. Gene Ontology annotation, cellular component: cytoplasm. The transcript has 4 exons. Lineage: Eukaryota; Fungi; Mortierellomycota; Mortierellomycetes; Mortierellales; Mortierellaceae.